GCAAUCGGCAGUAGUGAAAUUCACCGGUUGAAUUGACGAUUGAACUACAAAACAAACGAAGGAGCAAACAGCAGACAAUGCAGAAACCCCGCAAAAGGAAGCAGCCCGAGUAUCGCCAGCGGCCCCAGCCUCGAACCAAACCAUCCAUACCCUCCAUUUCCCUCGGCAAACCCCCCAACGACCCGUAUCCGACCCACCCUCGACCCACCCCAGAAGAAUGCCGAGCCGUACGGGACGAUCUGUUGGCUUUCCAUGGCUUCCCCCAAGAGUUUGCCAAGUACCGCAGACAACAACCAAAUUCUUCUCUCGAUCAGGCUAAUGGUUUUCUGAAAUCAGAGCUCUUAGAUGGGGAUGCCAAGGAGACAGUUUUGGACGGUUUGGUUAAAACUGUCCUCUCCCAGAACACUACGGAAGUUAAUUCUGAGAGGGCUUUUGAGUCUCUCAAGUCUGCUUUUCCCACUUGGGAAGAUGUCCUUGCUGCUGAAUCCAAAUGUAUAGAGAAUUCCAUAAGAAGUGGAGGUCUGGCGCCGACCAAGGCAUCCUGCAUUAAAAAUAUACUGAGUUGCUUGCUUGAGAAAAAAGGCAAAUUAUGCUUGGAGUACUUGCGAGACUUGUCGGUUGAUGAAAUUAAGGCUGAGCUCUCCCAAUUCAAAGGGAUUGGCCCCAAAACGGUGGCUUGUGUUUUGAUGUUCCAUCUUCAGCAAGAUGAUUUUCCAGUGGACACACAUGUAUUUGAGAUUGCGAAGGCCAUUAGUUGGGUACCAGCUGUGGCUGAUAGGAAUAAGACAUAUCUUCAUCUCAAUAAAUGGAUCCCAAAUGAACUCAAGUUUGAUCUGAACUGUCUUCUGUAUACACAUGGUAAGCUCUGCCGCAGAUGCACCAAGAAAGUGGAUAAGCAGCAAACAAAGGAAUCCCAGGAUAACCCCUGUCCUCUAUUAAAGUACUGCAAUAACUCUUAGUAUGAAACCAAGUAACAAGUUCAAUCCAAGGUUUUUAAUCUGAAGCCCCUGCUCGAUCCUAAUCUACUGUUUUGAGAGUUUUGUAUCCAAAAGGAUUUUCCAGACUCAGGGGCGUUGAAGGCUCACGAAUGCCCAUAAGAAAAGGCUAAAGAAGAAGAAUGUGGCUUCAUGCAAAAGAUCAAUUGGAGGCGCUCGAAAGUCGCGACACACGAGUCACGGUUGCUUAAUUUUUCAUGGUUCUUGGUCAUGGUUUAUUUUCAUGUUUUCUACCAGAGGUUACACAAUACAAGGAUCUCCAAGGGGGGCGUAAGUUCCUUGGGUGGAGACCAAAACUUCCACCGCGGUGCAUCUCAUGUUAUCAAAGCUCAUAUAACUCCGGCUUGUUUAAACAAGAAAGCUGAGGCACAUUAAUAGAAACAUUUUCGAGUUUUUCUUCAAA
Molecule: messenger RNA, 1398 nt
Organism: Juglans regia (Persian walnut)
Lineage: Eukaryota; Viridiplantae; Streptophyta; Magnoliopsida; Fagales; Juglandaceae
Product: putative DNA glycosylase At3g47830
Exons: 4
Coding region: 78-959 (293 amino acids)
Biological process (GO): base-excision repair
Molecular function (GO): catalytic activity
Source: RefSeq, a predicted model, not a curated record